CUCUGACUCUCUCGCCAACGCUAGUGUUGUAAUCUCCUUGCCUUUCAUCUUGCCAGGUCAUCAUCAACCAUGGCGAAUGUCCGCCAGGAUGGUACAACCAGGGCUUGUAAAUGUCUCAAUAUUCGAAUAGAUUCCAAGCAACCGCCACCGCAGAGCACGCCUCCAGAUUUUCUCAAGGACAGUGCAACAGAUUCUGACUAUACACUGAUGUAUGUUGGUCAAGACGGUCUCGACGUUGCCCAUCCUCAGGUGACGAUGAGAACACGUACAAUGGGUCCCUCUCUGGGCGAUACAAAUCGAUGCAUCCGGUAUACGACACUGACUUGUUUAUUGUGUCAGACCCUCGCAUAUCGUGUGCAGCAGUUGGUCCCAUUGGAUGUGGAAGGCCAAGAGGGACCAUUACUUCCAACUUAUGAUUGGGUCGAGCAAGACAUACUGAUGAGUAGUUGCGGCUGGAUUGAGGUACACGCUGAGUGCCUGGGUCCUGAUGCCGUCUUCAGGCUCCUGUCGUCAACGACAUAUUCCUCAAUUUUCAAUGUUGCUGUGCCACCAGGUGCCUCCAAGCCCUGUGCGCAGCCCUCUUACAUCACCUCCACUGACGUGUCGCGCCCUCGAGUACUUUCUGAGCCCAUAUUGUCAAAUUUGCGUCCCUUGUUUCCACCCGCGCCCUUUAUACCUUCACAUCCCGUUUUUGCUCACCUGUCGUCCAUAGCCACAUCCAAGUCACAGGGUCUAAGAUCGUCCGCUGAGGAACAGUUCACUGCUCUUAUACGGGAUAAAGUCGCUGAAAUUGAGAAGGCUGAGGAGGAUUUGAAAAGAGCCGUGGAGAGUCUCUGGAAAAGAUUUCUCGAGAGCUUAGGUCAGACGGAGAAGGAUUGGGGCGCGUCCGAUGUCGCUAAGCGGAGGGAUUCUACAAGAAAGCCCAAUAUCAACAAUGUAGUGGGGCCGGCCGUUGGUUCACCGGUGGUUUCCGUACGGGACUUCGUGCCUGUCGUCAGCCCCGGCAGAAUGGUUUCCCCUGCGUCAUCGAUACCAAGAGUAUCUUCGCUCUCUGCUUCUCUUGCGACUUCGGCAUUUCACCAUCCUCGUGCCCUUCAGGAACGAAAUACUCAUUCUGGACAGGCAAGCGAUAUUCCACGGUCGCCGCCGCCUUAUUCAUCCCAUCCGUCAUCUGUCGGCUCUGCUGACAGUCGGUCACUGUCGUCCUCUAUUUCGUCUAGAGAACUACUGCCACUGACGACAGGUGAGAGUCUGAUUCAGCCAUUUAAACGCAGCAUGGACGAGGCUCGGGAUACGGCUGCGAGCUUCCGAUAUUUCAUAGAUAUGGAAGCUGAGAUGGAAAUUAUGCGCGGACGUCAGCGACUCCCAGCAACCGGAACGACCGAUACAGAGACGUGGAAAGCGACUACGCAACCGAGUAACGCUUCCACUUCCGCCAGGGCACCCGGCGACGAAGAGAACAAGCUGAAGGGAGUUAAAGAGGGCCGAUUGCAGAAGCCAGAUCAUGGCAAGAAUGGCAACGAGUCGAGGGGGAAGCGCAAGGUGACAUUUGACAUUAAACCAGACACGUUGAUAGCCGACGGGCCAAAUCCGGAGAAAAAUGGAAGCAGUCAAGGACGCGAUGUGCAAGACAUGAUAUUUGAUCUGGAUGGUGAAAGCAGUGAUCGGGAUUCUUCAGACGCAGCUCCUGUCCUUCCAUUCAAAGAGACUCUACACAUUCCCCGACGCCGUGCACGCCUCCGUAACAACACGAACCAUAUUGGCCUACCAACAUCUCUAUCGUCAUUGAGGCCGACCUCAUUACCCGCCUAUGCUUCUCUUCAAGCCCAGAUAACUAAACAGGACUCGACAUUUAGAACACAAGCCCCAACCUCUGAACAGUUGCACACUGAAUGUAUCCGACCCACCAUUGAAGCUAAGGCUCCUGAUCCCCAAGAACAUGAAAUUUUGAAGUUGGUUGCCGCUGAUACCCCGAGUCACAGAGGCGCUUGGAAGCCCAAUAGCAGAGCGUGGCAGUUGUUUGUCAGUAGACAAGGUGGCAAGAACGGCUCGGCUGGGGCGUUCAUACCGGAGGAGGUUGAAGUCGGUGUCACUGUUAGUGACACCGAUGACAGUGACGAUAUAACUUCGGGAAUCCCGGGGUCGUUGCCCAUCAGUAUUGGGCCAUUAUCACGCAAGCGAGAACCUCUAUCAUUGGCGUCAUAUCAGCCAAAGACAUCCCUUCCUGACCGUGCUAGUGCCAUGGUGCCCCCUUUGCCAAAUAUGGUUGGCAGGCAUUCCACUUCUUCUUUGCGCAAAGCUUCGUAUGCCGCUCGUGAUCGUGACCGUUCCAUGGACCCCGGAACGCUGGACUUUGUCUCGCCAGAUGACGAGGGUGACGAGGAUGACGAGAGUGAUGACGAACCUUCUCAAAUGGACCCUCCUGAUGAAGCACGGGGCAGACAGCGGGCGUUCAAGAUCCUUGAAGCCCGAAGUAAACUUCCAGCGGCUGGAAUGUGGAGAAGCCUGGCAUAAGACCACUUCAAGUUGGUGAUCUACAUUAUUCUUUCAAUAAUUGCCGUGCUUCAUCUACUUUGCACCUUGAUAACCUACUUGUACCAAUACCGUUUGUUGUACAUGGUACGGAUGUUUUGGCGUGCAUUGAAAUUCAUCUUAGUUUCUUUUCCUGCGAUCGCAGAUGUAUUGUUCAAUGGAUGAGUACUUACAUUUGUAACCAUAAAUGGAAGUUCCGCC
Molecule: messenger RNA, 2733 nt
Organism: Suillus subalutaceus
Lineage: Eukaryota; Fungi; Basidiomycota; Agaricomycetes; Boletales; Suillaceae
Exons: 5
Coding region: 70-2514 (814 amino acids)
Source: RefSeq, a predicted model, not a curated record